AAAGAGAUCAUCAGCAAGAAAAAAAUGGCAGCUUUGAGUUCCACUUCAUGUCUACACUCACUUGCUGGCCACGAAAGAUACUUCCUCUCAUGUAAAACAUCCCAAUUUUCAAAACCCUCGUUCAUAAAACCUUCUCUGAAGAAACCCAGAUUCUCAGUUCCGUUUUGCAUCAAGCAAAGUGAUCUUGACCAGAAGCAAAUUAAACAAGAAUCUAGCAGAGAAGAAGACAAAGAAGAAGAAGAUGAUUAUUGGGUUGUUACAGCCGUAAGAAGCAAAUACAAUGAGAUUGUUAUAGUUGAUACUGUUGAUGCCCGAUAUCUCCUCCUUGAUUCAACUAAGAAUGCACAUAGUGUUAUCAACAAGGGGGGUGAGAAUUGGACUGAUUCUUAUUGGGAUGAGUUUGCAAGUUUGCCACCUAUUGUCCCUGAUGGUCCCAUUGCAAUCUAUGGAUUGGGUGGUGGAACAGCUGCAAGACUGAUUCUUGAGUUGUAUCCUUCUGUUCAGCUUGAGGGUUGGGAAAUUGAUGACAUUUUGAUUGAGAAAACAAGAGAGUAUAUGGAGCUAUCUGAGUUAGAGAAGCCAACACCAAAAGGCGGUAGUCUUCGUGUUCUUGUAGAUGAUGCUCUUUCUCCUUCUGAAGAUGUUUCAGGAAAAUAUGCUGGGAUCAUUGUUGAUUUGUUUGCUGAUGGAAAGGUCUUAGAUCAGCUGCAACAGGUUCAAAUGUGGCAUGAUCUAGCUAGCAGGCUGAUGCCUAACGGUCGCAUAAUGGUGAACUGUGCCGGAAUCGAAGAAGAGAAAGUUGUAACAAAUGAGAAACCUAAGUUGGUGUUAGGUGAUUCGGUUUGGAUGUUGAAUCCUACCAUCAAGGUCAUGUCAGAAGCAUUCCCUGGACAGGUUUACUGGAAGAGGACGCCAGAUUCAGAAGGCCUUAACUUUGUUGCAUUGACCGGAGGAGAACCUGAUCUUAGUGACUGGUCUAGCAAAGUUCCAGUCCGUUUGAGUGAACCAGUGAAGCAAUGGAAACUAUGCGAGGAUCUUUGAUUCAUGGAUGUUUUAGAAGGCAUUUUCAACAUUUGACAUCAAGAAAGAAGUCAAACCAUCAAAGAGUUUAUUAAGGAUCUCAUCAAGAAAAUGCUAAUAAAUUGAUAAGAAGCUCACAUUUGAACAGUGAGAUGCUUUAUGAAAUGAGUUUAGACAUCUUUGUAAUUACAUUUUAAUUUUCUAAACGUAAGAAAAAAAGACAACACAUCACACGCUUUG
Brassica oleracea var. oleracea is the source of this 1260-nucleotide messenger RNA. RefSeq lists its product as uncharacterized. The record is from RefSeq and is a predicted model, not a curated record. Bases 25 to 1041 code for a protein of 338 amino acids. The transcript is spliced from 8 exons. Lineage: Eukaryota; Viridiplantae; Streptophyta; Magnoliopsida; Brassicales; Brassicaceae.